GGUAUCAUGUCUGCAUGCACGUGGAGUUCAUGCACAAUGUCAGAAACAGGAGCUGAGAAGAGCCGUGGACUGAGAUUUGCUGAGGAGCAGCUUCUCCGUCACGGCUGGGAACAAGGUAAAGGUCUGGGAAGGGCUGAGAACGGCAUCUCUGAAGCAAUCAGAGUUAAAGUAAAGUGUGACAAAGGAGGGGUUGGCCAUAAAGAAAGUGAGCAGUUCACAUUUCACUGGUGGGAUCAUGUGUUUAACAAGGCAUCUGCCAGUUUGGCCGUGGAGUCGGAUCAGAAUGGGGUGAUGGUGAAGAAAAUGGCAGAAGAAGAAGAUGGAACGAUUUCUAACAAGAAGCCUCGAAAGGCCAUGAUGAACAAGUCAAUGCUCUAUGGAUGCUUUGUCAAGUCUGCUACUCUCCUCUCCGGGCAGGAACAGCCUGAACAAAGAUCGUCUGUCUCAGAGGACAGUAGCUCUGAGGACGAGGAGAAGCUAGACCUUUCGAGCACCAAGAAUUUAUCUGAUGCAGAACUGAUGAAAGCAUGUGGAGGACGCACUGCACAUAAAGGUGCCAGACAUGGUCUUACAAUGAGUGCGAAACUAGCCAGACUGGACCAACAAGAGCAGGAGUUCAUGGCAAAAUAUGGGAAAAAGAAGCAGAUAGAUAAAAGCACACCCCUGAGUGAAGUGGCACCCACUGAGCUUAGUUCUGCAUCAGACCAGGAGAGGGCAGAGAAGACCAAACGGAGGAAAGCCAAGAAAAAGAAGCAGCAUUCUGAUGAGCCCAAAGAGAAUGGCGUCCAAGAUGAGACUGAAGCUUCCCAGAAGCACAAUGAGGAGAUCUCCAAAAAACGAAAGAAACGGUCAAAAGACAAAGCAGUUUUAGAAUCGGAAGAUGCAACCAAUUCUUUUGUGGACACUGGCACAAACAAAAAGAGAAAAAAGACCAAACUGGUGCUGGAAGAGGAAAAUACAGAGAUAGUGCAGGAAGGCAAAGUAGCAGAGACUGCUGAACAUCAACCAACAGAUGAAAGUGUUUUAAAGAAGAAGAGGAAAAAGAAGAAACGCACUCAGAAAAGCAGUGCUCUGGAGGAAGGGCAGAGUAAGAUCACUGUGCUGGCCAAUGAAGAGUCUGCAGAAACUACAGAGAGUCAUGAACAUGAGCAGCAGGAAGAGGGCACUACUGUACUUCACCCAACGUUUGAGGUCUCCAAGAGGAAGAAGUCCUCCAAGGUCAAUAAAGACGCGUCACCCGCUCCAGAAAUGGAAGGCUGCUGUAGUUUAGACACCAGUACAGCAGAGAUUGUAGAAACAGCUGAUGUCAAGAAAGAAUCAUCACAAUCAAAUAAAAGGAAAAGUAGAGAAGGGGCAGAGACUGAUAAUAGAUCAAUAGAUAAACUACCUGAAAAGAAGAAAAAAAGGCAUGCAGAGUGAUGUUUUCUAGUGAAAUUAUAUAAAAGUGAUGCUAUGUUGAACUUGGAGGCUUAAAGGUGUAGCAUUGACUUACUUCAGUGUUGAUAAAUGAUGAGAGAAACAAUAUUUAUGAUUUGAAUAAUAAUGAUAUCUCAGGAUCCUUUCUUAUGGGCAUGGUUCAUUGUCAUCAUGUCCUCUCAGCUCCAGGAACUUGUUCAAUGACUUAUGGAAUGACUUUUUUUAAAAAAUCAUGGAAUGUACUGAAUUUAAUUUGGUACUUUUUAUUUAAAUGCCAUUUUUAUUACAUACAUAAAACAUAAUACACAGUUUGAGGUUUAAGUAUCUUGUACCAGCAUAACCUCAUGGUUUGUUUUGUUGCUUAUAAUCAAACUAUAAACAAAGGAAACAUAACCAAAAAAUUAAUUGAUUUACUGGCUAACUCGGUGAAUUUUUAACUUGUGCAUGAGUUUUCUUUUGUAGAGUGAGAUUGACCCUGUGAUGAUGAUCUUGGUGGUGAUUACCUUAAACCAGAAGUAUCUCUUUAAAUCAUUACAGAAUAAAUACCUUUAAUACAAA
Messenger RNA from Neoarius graeffei (lesser salmon catfish), 1974 nucleotides. RefSeq names its product G patch domain containing 4 (gene gpatch4). The coding region runs from base 7 to 1419 and encodes 470 amino acids. Gene Ontology annotation, cellular component: nucleolus. NCBI's taxonomy places the organism in Eukaryota, Metazoa, Chordata, Actinopteri, Siluriformes, Ariidae. Gene Ontology annotation, biological process: regulation of ribosome biogenesis. The record is from RefSeq and is a predicted model, not a curated record. Gene Ontology annotation, molecular function: nucleic acid binding. The transcript is spliced from 8 exons.